This is a messenger RNA of Pseudozyma flocculosa PF-1, 4416 nucleotides long. RefSeq lists its product as uncharacterized. The transcript is spliced from 2 exons. NCBI's taxonomy places the organism in Eukaryota, Fungi, Basidiomycota, Ustilaginomycetes, Ustilaginales, Ustilaginaceae. The record is from RefSeq and is a predicted model, not a curated record. The coding region runs from base 1 to 4416 and encodes 1471 amino acids. Gene Ontology annotation, cellular component: cell periphery; cell septum. Gene Ontology annotation, molecular function: chitin synthase activity.
AUGAACCCAUUCGAUACACCGCAUAGCGAAGGCGGCCCGGACAGCCGCCGGCCGCAGCGGUCAAGUCAGCCGCCGCUGCCGCCGCUCGAGAUUCCGGGCAACCGGGCAUCGCAGGGCCAGCACCGGCCGCCGCACCAUGCUCAGGCGCCGGUCUACAACGAAGCAGCCUACGGCGCUCCUCCUCGUGGAGGGGCACCCCCAUACGCCGCCUACGGCCAGGGGCCGCCGCCAGGCUCCUCGGGCCGUGGUGCUGGAGGGGCGGGUGCAGCGCCUGGCCCUGCCGUGUCGUUCCAAGUGCCGCAGCCGCAGCGGAUGCAGCCUCAGCGGGCCGCCCCUUCGCGCGACUCGGUCAAGUCGUACGGCGACGACCGCAAGGGCAGCAUGCCCGACCUCGCCCGCCUCGACAGCAGCACGAGCGCGCUCAACAACGUCAACACGCUUGACCCCGAGGCCGGAUUCUCGGCGCAGAACCCCAACUUCCGGAGAAAGAAGUCGCUCGUCCGGCCCGAUCGCGAGCGCAUGGAUCCCAACCACCGCCAGUGGUAUUACCGCAACCAUGCCGCGCAGAUGGACAUCGCGGACAGCAACGGCGGCGGCCGGGUCGGCUACAUGCCGUCCACCACGGGACACCUGCCCCAGCACGGUGCAGCCCCGCACGGCGCCGGCAUGGCUCACAUUGUCGGGCCCGGGGGCGGUCUCAGUGGCCUCGGCGUGGCGGGUCCGCCGCCCAACAUGCCGCCGGGCGGCCUCGGGCGGACCGCGCCGCUGCGACGCGGCAAGUCGAUCCUCGGCCGCGACGAAGACCAGGUGGAGAGCGGCAUCAACGUGCUCAAGCGCGGCGUCAGCCUGCGGCGGAACAAGUCGCAGUCGGGCGCGCACUCCAAGGAGGUGCCGCGCGACCUCGGCGAGGCGAAGCAGUCGUCGAUUGCGCCCGGGCCCGUUGGAGCCUGGAUGAUUUACUGCUACUUCCUCACGAUCUGCUGCCCCUCGCCGGUGCUCAAGGUGUUUGGCAUCAAGACGCCCGAGCAGCAGCGCGCCUGGAGGGAAAAGAUGGGCCUGAUCAGCGUCGUCUUUCUCUGUAUGGCGGCCGUCGGCUUCCUCACCUUCGGCUUCACCCAGGCCAUCUGCGGCGACCAGGCCACCCGCUACGAGCUCGGCAAGAUUGACGGCGGCUCGAUGGUCUUCCACGGCUACGACUACGACUUUGACCACUUCUUCCACCCGCAGGUGGGCCUCUUCAACGCCACGGGCAUCUACAACAAGACCAACCCCAUCUACUCGGAGCCCUGGUCGUCGGGCGGCAUGGACGGUAGCCUGCUCUUCCAGAAGGUCGGCGGCGCGUGCACCGACCUGAUCAAGAACCGCGCGGGCGGCGGCCAGCCUGACAACUACUUCCCCUGCACCCUGCUCCGCCAGAACGGCAAGGGCGCCUACAACAACGCCAAGCAGUGCCACCCGACCAACAUGCGCAACCUGUUCGACGUCAAGUCCGGCGCCAACGUCAGCAACACGCCCAUCGUCCGCCGCGGACAGGUCUCGCUCAGCUGGGACAAUGUCACCGACACGCGCCGCAACCUGGCCGUCUACCGCGGUUCCGUCCUGGACCUCGGCCUGCUGUCCAACCUUAGCCAGACGGUCACCUACCCGCCCCUCUUCGACACGCUCAAGCGGAGGAACGAGUCUUGGGCAGGCAAAGACAUCACCGCCAGCGUCAUGCGCGGCAAACUCGACGACCAGUUUGACUGCCUCGACCAGAUCGUCCGCGUCGGCUUCAUCGACUCGGAGACGAUCGGCUGCGUUGCCUCCAAGGUCGAGCUCUAUCUCGCGCUCGUCUUCAUCCUCGGCGUCGUCGGCAUCAAGUUCUUCAUGGCGCUCAUCUUUGGCUGGUUCCUCUCGUGGCGGCUGGGCAACUAUGCCCACGAGACCUACGAGCAGCGGAUGAAGCGGGCCGCCGAGAUCGAGCAGUGGUCCGACGACAUCUACCGACCGGCGCCCGCAGGCUACCGCCCCAACGCCCGCAAGCACAAGUCGUUCCUGCCGACCCAGAGCCGCUUCAGCGUCGCCGAUCCGCUCAGCAUGAAGAGCGGGCCGGGCGCCGCCGCCAACCGCAACACGCUGUUCAACGAGAAGCGAGCCACCCGCGCCCGGCUGGGCGUCGGCAGCCCGCUCGGCGGCUCCCCUCCCGGCUCUCCUCUGCUCCACGGCGCUCGCAGCUCGGCCUCGCUCGUCCAGGGCUCCGGACGCGACCACUCGCGCCGAUCCUCGUUCUCCGGCGCCACGAGCGGCGGCGGCGGCGACGGCAACUCGAUGGCGUGCCCCUUCCCGCUGCACAACAUUGUGCCCCAGCCUGGCCCCGACUACCAGCCGUUUGGCUUCCCGCUGGCCCACUCGAUCUGCCUGGUCACUGCCUACUCGGAGUCGUUCGAGGGACUGCGGACGACGCUCGACAGCCUCGCCACCACCGACUACCCGAACAGCCACAAGCUGUUGCUGGUCAUCGCCGACGGCAUCGUCAAGGGUGCCGGCUCCGACAUCUCGACGCCCGACAUCUGCCUGUCGAUGAUGAAGGAGCUCAUCGUGCCCGCCGAGGAGGUCGAGGGCAACUCGUACGUCGCCAUCGCCGACGGCCACAAGCGCCACAACAUGUGCAAGAUCUACGCCGGCUUCUACGACUACGACGACGAGACCGUCGAGCGGUCCAAGCAGCAAAAGGUGCCCAUGAUCCUCGUCGCCAAGUGCGGCACGCCCAUGGAGGCCGACAGCGCCAAGCCGGGCAACCGCGGCAAGCGCGACUCGCAGGUGCUGCUGAUGGCCUUCAUGCAGAAGGUCAUGUUCGACGAGAGGAUGACGACUUUCGAGUACGAGUUCUUCAACUCGAUAUGGCGCGUCACGGGCGUGGCGCCGGACCGGUACGAGAUUGUUCUCUGCGUCGACGCCGACACCAAGGUCUUCCCGGACUCGCUGUCGCGCAUGGUGGCCUGCAUGGUCGAGGACCCGGAGAUCAUGGGCCUCUGCGGCGAGACCAAGAUCGCCAACAAGGCCGAGACCUGGGUCACCAUGAUCCAGGUGUUCGAGUACUACAUCUCGCACCACCAGACAAAGGCGUUCGAGGCGUGCUUUGGCGGCGUCACCUGCCUGCCUGGCUGCUUCAGCGCCUACCGGAUCAAGGCGCCCAAGGGCCCCCACGGCUACUGGGUGCCCAUCCUGGCCAACCCGGACAUUGUCGAGCACUACUCGGAGAACGUCGUCGACACGCUGCACAAGAAGAACCUGCUGCUGCUGGGCGAGGACCGGUACCUGACGACGCUGAUGCUCAAGACGUUCCCCAAGCGCAAGAUGAUGUUUGUGCCACAGGCCGUCUGCAAGACGAUUGUGCCCGACACGUUCCGCAUCCUCCUCUCGCAGCGUCGCCGAUGGAUCAACUCGACCGUCCACAACCUCUUUGAGCUGGUGCUCGUCAAUGACCUCUGCGGCACAUUCUGCUUCUCGAUGCGCUUCGUCGUCUUCAUGGAGCUGGCGGGCACCCUGGUGCUGCCGGCCGCCAUCGCCUUCACCCUCUACGUCGUCGUCCAGGCCUUUAUCCCCGACAAGCCGACGCCCACCAUCCCGCUCAUCCUGCUCGCCCUCAUCCUCGGCCUGCCCGGCAUCCUCAUCAUCGUCACCACCCGCAAGAUCGCCUACGUCGGCUGGAUGCUCAUCUACCUGUGCUCGCUUCCCAUCUGGAACUUCGUCUUCCCCAUGUACGCCUACUGGCACAUGGACGACUUCACCUGGGGCGCCACCCGCGUCAUCCAGGGCGACGACAACAAGGCCCACGGCGACACCGAGGGCAAGUUUGACCCGUCGCACAUUGUCAUGAAGCGGUGGGCCGAGUUUGAGCGCGAGCGCCGCUGGAAGUCGGGCACCCACUCGCGCGACUCGACCUACGACGUCGUCCAGAGGACCGGGUCGCCGGAGCGCUCCGGCAGCACGCGCUACUCGGUCGUCUCGUCGGACACGUUCCACUCGAACCCGUCGGGCCAGCACGACCAGUUCGGCCGCGCGCUGCCCAGCUCGGCGCUGCUUUCGAACUCGCAGCACGGCCUGGACAAUGGCUCCGAGGGCGGUCACGCCAAGAGCGCAUCGGGCGCCCGGGCCCGCCUGGAUGCGGUGCCGCUGCUUGAGCUGCCGGCGCCGCUGGCCACCGACGCCAAGCAGCGCUCCAACGCCAGCUCCACGUCGCCGACCGGCCGAACCCUGGUGGAUGACGGUCCGGUGGCAUCCGCACAGGGCGUGCGGCAGGUGACGCGAGGCGCGCGUCGCAACUCGAACCAGGUGGCGUCGCCCGUCUCGCCGGCGGGCAGCGCGACGGGGGGUCGGUUCUCUGCGCUGCCGCCGGGCGCGGCGCCACCGAGCAGGAACCCUUACGACCAGUAG